CCAAUCAGAUUCGAUGCACCGAGCAGGCUGCGCAGCAGCUCAACCAAUCGCAGAGCAGAGAGGAUCCGGGCGGUCCGCCGCGUGCCGCCUCUCCGCCGCUGCGGUCCAUAGACUCUGACUGGCGUCUUGCCGCUCCGUGCCGCGCCGCGCCGCUCGCCACCGCUCCGCUCCGCGUCAGGGACGUCGCAGCAGCGGUUGCUAGCCGACAGGCUGCCGCUGCUCUCCGGCUGGGAUGUGACAGAGGUGCGGCCACAGAACCGAGCCAGAUUCUCAGUGAGGGCCCAACCGGGACCAGCGGGACCGUUCCGGGUCAAACAGCCUGUAGCAGCUCCUCUUCCUCAGCGCGGCCCUGGUUCAGGAUGGAGGACUCGGAGACGGAGCUGGCGGUGUCGGAGUCGGACGCCCUGGGCGCAGACUUCAUCACGGUGGAGCUGGACACGCAGCCCAUCGAGUACGUGGUGAAGUGGGCGGAGGUCGGCUCCAAGUUCACCAUCUCCUGCGUGAAGAAAGAUUCGGAUGACCCAUCGGACCUGACAGCCGACCAGCUGAAGAUUGAGACGGACGAGGCCUUCUUCGCUCCCUAUGAGGAGGUGUACCCCUGCGAGGUGACGGAGCAGAGUGUGGAGAUAAAGACAGACUCUGAUGAGGAUGAGGAGGACACCGAGGAGGAGCAGGAGAUGCUGGUGGAGGCGGGGAGCAGCCAGCUGGACGGCGAGGUCGAUUCGGACCAAGCUGACUUUGAGCCAGACGAGCGUCAGUACCGCUGCAGCUACUGCGGGAAGUGUUACAGCCACGCCUCCAGCCUGUACCGCCACCAGCAGACGCACACGGGCAAGAGUGGCGGGGCGGCACCACCCACCAAACGGGCGCUGGAGCCGACACAUCAGGAAGCGCGCUACACCUGUCCUCACUGCGGGAUGAGCUUCAAAGGCAGCAGGAUGCUCGGCAGUCACCUGCGGCUGCAUGGGAAGCGACGGAUCCACCCCUGCAACAUCUGUGGGAAGGAGUUUAACCACAGCUCCAGCCUGUCGCGCCACCGCCUCAUUCACAAGAAGGGAAAAGGCCUCCCCAAGGAUGUCACCCUCAGUCCCAACAUGGCCGCCCUGCGCCACUCGAUGAAAGCUGGCGGCAAGAACAAGAAGACCAAGCGGCAGCAGCAGAGGCAGCAGCAGCAGCAGCAGCAGCAGCAUGUGGCUACCGCUAUCAUUCAGAGUCAGGGUGUCGGUGGUGGAGGCGAUAAGUUCUACGCCUGUCCACAGUGUGACAUGAGCUUCAGGACAUCCACACAGCUGUCCAAACACCAGGUGACCCACGUGAAGGAGCUGCUGGACAACUACACGCCCGGCAAAGAGAACCUGGGCGAGACCUCGUCUGACCUCAAGAUUCGCCUCAAGCUCUGCUCCCGCGACAAGCCUAACUUCUACACCCUCUGCAAGAAGAACCGCCGCCGCCGGGGGGGCCGGGCCGGUAAACGGAGCUCCACCGUCUCUGAGGAAGAGGAGGAUGGAGGAGGAGGAGGAGGGGGAGGGGCCGGUCGUCAUGGCUGCGGCCAGUGCGGGAAGCGCUUCAGCCACGCCUCCAGCCUGGCACGGCACCAGCAGACCCACAGGGUGAUGGAUGGUGGCGGGCGAGCCAAGCUGCAGCAGCACCAGAAGCAGCUUCACAUCAAGACAGGACUCCCCACCACCAAGACCAAGACCUACACCUGCGCCGCCUGCAACAAGACCUUCAUGCACUCGUCCAGCUUCUCCCGCCACAAGAAGGCCCACAUGGAGGAGGAGCAGCGGGCGCAGGCCGCCGCCGCCAAACGCCGGAAGAGAGUCGUCUUAGAUGAGACCGCCCCACUGGAGUCCGACUCGGAGUGAAAUCACCCGGCUCUGGGCUGGGUUUGGACUGGUUCUGGACCUGUUCUGUGGUGGUUCUGAAUCAGCACUGACUGGUUCUGGACUGGUUUGGGACCAGUCUGGAAUGUUAUUAUAUAUGAAAGUUCUGGACCAGUACACCACCAGUUCUGGACCAGUUGGAGUCAGAUUCUAGGCCGCUCACGGCAGUUUGUUUGUCCAGGUUUCAAGAGCUGGAACUGGUUCUUCUCUGGUGUAGAUAGCAGCAGGACAUCCAUAUAUGGUCGUAUGGCGGGGGGACCUCCACAUAUGGUCAUAUCCAUACAUGGUCAUAACUGACCAUUAGCUCUUAAGGAUGGGAUUAGAUUUCAAGUGUUACCCCACAGCCCCGCCCCUUUCUCGCCCCUCCCCCACAGGCCCCACCUCUCCCACACCUGUCUGUCAGGUGUCUCACAGACGCUGUUCACUUCAUUCUGCCCGCUAUACACUCCAUUUCCCAUCAACCACCUGGGGAGAGAACUGGGAGCAACAGCCAGGCCAUACCCAUCUGCCACCAUAUUUCCCAUGAGCCCCGAGACCUGUUUAUCAGACCUCUGCAGCAGAGCAUUGUGGGAAACUGAGUCUCUGCAGUAAGUGCUGACACGGAAGUUUAAUAACGACAAAAACAACAGAUCAACAAAAUAAACCAAGUAAAUCUGCGGCAGAGAGCGGACAUCAGAAAGUCAAACAAGCCCCGCCCCUCCGCCCCUCCAAUCAGAUCAAAGUGUCUUUCUCUCAUUAACACUUACAGAAAACUUAUUUAUUUUUUUCAAAAUUUUGUAAUCUUUUGACAGAAAACUAAAAUAACAUUUUUACUUGACGUGACGUCUGAAUCAAAGAGACAACUAAUGAUUCUUUUAUUAUGAGUUAUCAGGGAUCCAAAAGUCCAAGAUGCUCAGUUACUGUGAGAAGAACAUAAUGAUAGAAGCUGAACACAGGAAAUGUUUGAUGAUAAGCAACAAAAUGAUGCAGAUCACGUUCUUAUUGAUCGACUGAUCGAUUCAGUCUGGAAAAUAAUUUCAGACCAAAACAAAAUUAAAAUCUCUUAUCAAAAAAAAAAUGAGAAAAAUAACGUCAGAUUUGUCGUUAGUAAACCUCCGUCCAGGUCUGAUGUGGUCCAGGUCUGAUGUGGUCCAGGUCUGAUGUGGUCCAGGUCUGAUGUGGUCCAGGUCUGAUGUGGUCCAGGUCUGAUGUUGUCCCUCCGCUCGUCUCCACAUUCGUUUUCUUUCCUCAGCGACAUCAACGCCCAGUUUCUUUCUGGUUUUGCUCAGAGUGAUUCUGAUUGGCUGAAGUUCUUAUCAGCGCGUUUUGACUGGUUGACUGUUUGGCGUUUUAAAGGUUAAAAUAUGAAAUCUGAGCAGGCGAUCCGAUUGGUCAGAGCUGGCGUUCCUCCACUUUAUCGUUUGCAUGAAGAGUAUAACCUGCAGCUAGUCGGCCAUAUUUGUAGUUUUUCAGCUGUGUGUGUGUUUGCUGACCGGUCUGCGGCGUCUGACAUCUGGAUUUCUUGUUUUAGCGGCGAGCGGUCGUGUUUGGAGGUCAACGGGAAAACUGCACUACUUAUUUAUGAAUUUGGAACAAUGUUGUAAUAUAUAAAUAUUAAUGGUAUUUAAUGUGAUUCACAAUGGAAAAAAAAACAAAAACACCACCUUCAACGUUCAGCAUCAUCAUCCUCAACUGCAGCAGACAGGAAGUGACUCCCACCGACGGCAACCAGUUCUUUCACAGUAAAAGCCUCCACAUCAGUUCAAGAGUUCUGUAAAGUAAAAACAGAUGAUGUGACAGUUCAGAGGAUUUCAGGUAGAAUCUGAACUAACAAACAAACAGAAAUUCAAAGUUACCUCUAUUGGUCGAUUGAAAAGACAAAAAACCAUCAAUCAUCAUUUAUUGAUCAGUUUAUUGGGUUGGUGUGAUCAGAAGAGUUUGUGAUGUCUGUCGGUGGAGUUAAAGUAUUGAUCCUGAAGCAGCUGAUUGGAUAAAGACUUUGACGGGCAUCUUGGAUCAAACAUGGACGACAGACUGAGCAGCUCCAGCCUCCACCCCACGUUCUGUUUCCUGUUUGUGGAGCCACCAGACGGUCAACACUUUGAGUUUGUGAAUAACAUUUUACUGUGUGAAUUGGAUUUAAUUUAAUUUAAUGGUGACCUAUUUAUAAAUGUGUGUAGGCGGCUGACAGUCGCACUACCAACCUCCCGUAGAAAAUCAAAAGAUCUCCUCCUCCUGCUGCUCCUUUUCCUCCUCCUGCUGCUCCUCCUCUUUUCCUUCUCCACCCGCUGCUCCUUCUCCUCCUCUUCCUCUUCUUCCUCCUCCUGGUUUGUGUUCUCAGUUCCGGGCCUCUGUUGGAUCCAUGUUGUGUUGGUUUGUUUCCUCUUUGGUUCUUCGUGGUUCCAGCGAAGCUUCACCUGCAGAUAGAAGGUUGUUCGUCAUUGUAUCGUGUUUGCCAAUAGAAUAAAAACCCAGUGGACAUGUUUUGUCUUGCGUUUUGUAAUAAACCUUUAAAACAAG
Messenger RNA from Acanthopagrus latus (yellowfin seabream), 4382 nucleotides. RefSeq names its product zinc finger protein 135. Bases 360 to 1865 code for a protein of 501 amino acids. The transcript is spliced from 3 exons. Lineage: Eukaryota; Metazoa; Chordata; Actinopteri; Spariformes; Sparidae. The record is from RefSeq and is a predicted model, not a curated record.